Molecule: messenger RNA, 891 nt
Organism: Aureobasidium pullulans EXF-150
Lineage: Eukaryota; Fungi; Ascomycota; Dothideomycetes; Dothideales; Saccotheciaceae
Exons: 3
Coding region: 1-891 (296 amino acids)
Source: RefSeq, a predicted model, not a curated record
AUGACAGCAGAGAAACUUCGCAUCGGCUAUAUUCCUGAACAUUUCUCGACACCCCUACACUUCGCAAUCAAACACUUUGGCCUCAAGGCGGAUAUCAAGCCGUUCCCCACGGGUACCGGUGCUCUCACGGCAUCACUCAAAGACGACAGCAUUGAUGUCGCGAUUGGAUUGACCGAAGGAUUUGUGGCCGACUUGGGCAAGACAAAUGCAAAGCAAGAGACGCCGGCGUAUAAGCUGGUAGGAACAUACGUGGAGAGUCCGCUAUGCUGGGCUAUCAGUGUUGGCAACAAGAGCUCGAUCAACAGUGAAGAUGACUUGAAUGCUAAGAGAGUUGGCGUCUCGAGAAUUGGCAGCGGGUCAUAUGUCAUGUCAUAUGUUCUUGCCGACCAGAAGGGAUGGCUGGAAAAGUCAAAGUCUCCCUUUGAAGUAGUGCCUCUCGGAGACUUCAAAGCUCUUCGAGACGGUGUCAAUGCUAGAGACAAAGCCGACUUCUUCAUGUGGGAGCACUUCACAACGAAAAAGUACUAUGACAACGGCGAGCUGAAGCGCGUAGGCGAAAUCUACACACCCUGGCCUAGCUGGAUGAUCGCAGCAAGAGACGCUACAGAUAAGAAGCUGGAAGUCAUGGCAGAGAAGCUGAACCAAGGAGUUGCAUGGUUCCGCGAGCAUCAAGAAGAGUCGGUCGAGCACAUCACUGGUACCAUGGAGUACUCGCAGGAGGAUGCCAAUGCAUGGCUAAAGACGGUCAAGUUUGCCGACAACGUCAGAGGUGUAGAUUCUGGCGUGGUCGAGCACACGAUCAGCAUCCUGCAAAAGGGCGGCGUUUUGGAUGACAAGAACGGCGGCGUCAAGGGCAUGGUGGCCAUCAGUCGCUCUGAGAGAGGUCACUGA